CACAAGUCCAGCGAUUAUCAACAGAAUUAGAGAAUUAGGUGCUUCCAGCUAUUGAACCACCUUAGCGCUACGGAGCUGCCUAUAGUUCACCGCUCAUACUUAGCGUUAUACAUCGCUCGCCCGACCAGACCCAGACGCGAAGAGAAUCCUUGAUCUAUCAGCUGCCCGGAGCGAAGCUCCCGCUUGCCGUUGGAACCGAAGCCCUGCUUGCACCGUGAAGUCCACCUGAAGAACCCGCUUGGCCACCUGGAUCGAGCUACCCUUCCUGGCGGUCGACACCGACGGUUCCCUUCGCGGCAGAGACGACACCGGUUGCCCGAGGCCGGUCAACGCAAAGAAGAUGAGGACUCUCCUGCUCCUGACGCUCGUGCUGGGGACGAUCGUCGCGGCCCCUGAUGUGAUCUCCCCCGGACCUACCUCAGGAGUAGUUCUUAGGGAUAAUUCGGGACUACUAAUCACAAACUGCCGGUUACAUACCCAAAGGGUGUUUGUACGACUGAACCCGGAGGAAGUAUGUAAAAAGAACUUCCCUGAUUGGUCCCGCCAAGUGGGGUGGGCUGGGCAUUGGUGGGUACGAGAGGCAGUAAGCCAUGCCGAACGAGACACCACCCACAUGCUACAACAGCUGCAAAAAUUUGCGGUCACACAGUCUGAACUGAAUGGGGCUCAAAAGAGAUCCAAACGGUUUCUUGCAGGUUUAUUAACUGCUGCCGCCGCUGUAGGCUCACUCCUUGGCGUCGGCACAUCCGCUGUUAAUGCCGUGGGCCUAGCCACGGUCCGCCGUAAUGUAGGGGAACUACAGGCAGAACUACCACACAUCAAGGACCAAAUAGACACCCAACAGAGACAGCUACAGGCAAUUGGACAAACUUUACAGGGUACCAUUGUGGUCCUCAAUACCCACACGGUAGCUUUAAACAAAACUCUGCAAACGAUCACCUCCCUGACCCGGGCAAUCCAGGCAGAUAUGGCUCACAUCCAAGUGAUUAACAUGCUUUUGAAUGACAUGCUACAGGAAGUGGGAUCCUCAGUAGACAGUCUAGCUAUGGGCAAGAUACCAGCUUAUCUGGUGCCUUUAACCCUGGUACAGGAAAUCCUCAGUCGGGCUACCCGAGAGGAAGUUACUGAUCUCCAAGCACAUUUAGCCUAUACACUCGGAAGUGCAGUACCUCUUUAUGUCAAUCCAGAAAAUAGAGAAGUAGCUUUUCUGGUCAACUUACCUAUAAUAGCUGCGGAAAACAUUUAUCGCUUAAAGGAAGUGGUAAAUGUUGGGUUUUGGCAAAAAGAAGCACACAUCAAAAUUCAGACUCCGACCUUGGUAGCUUACCAAGACAGCAAUCCUGGACUUUAUCUGGCCCCAAAUUUGCGCAUGUGUACUCUGUCCAAGGAUAUACACUAUCUCUGUCCCAGUAAACCGUUCACUCGAGAGGGUGCCGGCAAUCUUUGUGGCCUUAAGCCCAUGCUCACUAAGGACCAGUGUCCUGCCACUGUCACUCAUAGGUACCAACAGGUCGAGACUCAGGUUGAAAUCGUAGGGAGCCGGUGGCUGGUAAAUACUGCGGCACGGGAAGCUGUGUUGUCCUAUGACCAGCAUGAUAUCGAUGAACGUAUUCCCCUUCCGGAACAAACAUUUUGGGUAGACGUACCACCUGGGGCUACUCUGCAUGUUGGGGAAUGGUCCCUGUACCACUUAGUACCUGAUCAAUAUGAGAGUGAAAUUGAGGUGUCUGAUUUCUUUACUACCCACUCCUUAGAACUCAGCCCUGACACCCUUGGUCGGAUACAGUAUGAGGGUCCCCAGUCUAUCGAUUUGACCCCCAUCAAUAAUGUCUUAAAAGAGAUCGAGUCGCGUCCCACAUGGACAGUCCAACCUGUAAGAUACUCCUGGUCAUUGCCCGAUACCUUGUUAGCUGCGCUGGUAUGUCUGGGGUAUGUAGCAACCUUUGGUAUAACGUGUUUUUAUCGUAGGAAGACCGUGAAGCUACAGAGACAAAUGGAUUCAUGGUCGGGUAAGGUGGUUAGAUUUGUGAGACGUAGAAGGGGGGGUCAAGAAGUGUCAGUGGAAACUCAGGAGGACGCAACUGAUGAACCUAUGCAGGUAGCUGCAGUAAGGGAAGUGGUUUAGCUCUGGUUUGGAUAACGCUAAUGCAGCCUGUUGUGUACUGACCAGCAAAUGCCACCAGUAAGAGUUGAGAUACCCAGUAACCUCUUUUGUCCACAGCUAUCUACGUCAUCUCAUCGACUGAUAACCUGGAUCUCUGCUGAUUAUCACCCGAUGGGGGGGGAUAUGUAGCAGAUAGCUUGAUAUCUCAUUGUGAAAUCACACUCUGUUCCCCUAAAUCCACUUAAGAGAUUCCACUGGGGAGCGAAGGGGGAUCUCUCCAACCUUGAAUGAUAACACUUUAACGACUUUUACGACCAUUUGCUGGAAACAUCUGUCUCGCUAAAAGCAUCUGAACAAAGACCCAUAAACUUUGGGGAUUAACAUGUCACCUGCUGAUCCGCUAUCUUCGGAGCACACCUCUUAAACAGUCACACCUAAUU
Messenger RNA from Astyanax mexicanus (Mexican tetra), 2544 nucleotides. RefSeq lists its product as uncharacterized. The record is from RefSeq and is a predicted model, not a curated record. NCBI's taxonomy places the organism in Eukaryota, Metazoa, Chordata, Actinopteri, Characiformes, Acestrorhamphidae. The transcript has 2 exons. The coding region runs from base 341 to 2125 and encodes 594 amino acids.